AUGCACCUUGUACCCAAGGAGCUCGACAAACUCGUCAUCUCACAGCUUGGUCUGCUUGCGCAGCGGCGGUUGGCGCGUGGAGUCAAGCUCAACCAUGCCGAGGCCACGGCGUUGAUUGCCAACAACAUUCACGAGCUCAUCCGCGAUGGCAAUCACACCGUCGCCGACCUCAUGGCGCUCGGCGCAACCAUGCUCGGCCGACGGCACGUUUUGCCCUGCGUGUGCCACACCCUGCGGGAGAUUCAGGUCGAGGGCACCUUUCCGACGGGCACGUACCUGGUGACGGUGCACAACCCCAUCAGCACCGACGACGGAAACCUGGCGCGGGCGCUGUACGGCAGCUUCAUCCCCGUGCCGCGCGAUGCCGACCGGCUGUUCCCCGCGACGCUGGAUCCGCUCGAGUACGCGCCGGCGCGACAGCCCGGCGCUGUCGUGGUGGCCCGAAAAGGCGACCGCAUCACGCUCAACGCCGGGCGGCACCGCAUCGUGCUGCGCGUCGUCAGCACGGGCGACCGCCCGAUCCAGGUCGGCUCGCACUACCACUUCAUCGAGACGAACCCGCAGCUCGUGUUUGACCGCGCGCGCGCCUACGGCUACCGCCUCGACAUUCCCGCCGGCACCUCGUACCGCUUCGAGCCCGGCGACGCCAAGACGGUCACGCUCGUCGAGAUUGCCGGCCACCAGGUCAUACGCGGCGGCAACGGGCUCGGCACCGGCGGCGUCGAGCGCUGGCGCGUCGACGCCAUUGUGGAGAGGCUGAUGGAGGCGGGCUACGCGCACGCCCCGGAGCCUGACAGGGGCGGCGCCGCUGGUGCUGGUGCUGGUGCUGCUGGUGCUGCUGCUGGUGGCCGGCGCCGCGCCCAGCCCCGUGUGCCCCGCCCGUACAAGAUGGACCGCACGGCGUACACCGUCAUGUUUGGCCCGACCACGGGCGACCGCGUGCGGCUGAGCAACACGGAUCUCUGGAUCCGGGUCGAAAAGGACUACACGACGUACGGCGAGGAGUGCAAGUUUGGCGGCGGCAAGACGCUCCGCGAGGGCAUGGGCCAGGCCACGGGGCGGCCCGACGCCGAGUCGCUGGAUCUCGUCAUUACGAAUGCGCUGAUUGUCGACUACACGGGGAUAGUCAAGGCGGAUAUCGGCGUCAAACACGGCAUGAUUGUCGGGAUAGGCAAGGCGGGCAACCCGGACGUCAUGGACGGCGUGACGCCCAACAUGGUCGUGGGUAGCUGCACGGAUGUGAUUGCGGGCGAGAACAAAAUCAUCACGGCCGGCGCGAUUGAUACGCAUAUUCACCUGAUUUGUCCGCAGCAGGCGCAAGAGGCACUGGCGUCUGGCGUGACGACGUUUCUUGGUGGCGGAACCGGUCCAAGCGCUGGCUCCAACGCCACCACGUGCACGCCCGGCAAGCACUACAUGAAGCAGAUGCUACAAGCCUGCGACCACUUGCCCGUCAACAUCGGCAUCACCGCCAAGGGCAGCGACUCGGCGCCCGGCGCUCUACGCGAGCAAAUCGCCGCCGGCGCGUGCGGGCUCAAGAUCCACGAGGACUGGGGCGCGACGCCCGCGGCCAUUGACUCGUGCCUGACCGUGUGCGACGAGAUGGACGUGCAGUGCCUGAUCCACACAGACACGCUCAACGAGUCCGGGUUCGUCGAGUCGACGCUCGCCAGCUUCAAGGGGCGCACCAUCCACACAUACCACACCGAGGGCGCCGGCGGCGGGCACGCGCCCGACAUCAUCUCCGUCGUCGAGCACCCGCACGUGCUCCCGUCGUCGACCAACCCGACGCGGCCCUUUACGCGCAACACGCUCGACGAGCACCUCGACAUGCUCAUGGUCUGCCACCACCUGAGCAAGGACAUUCCCGAGGACGUGGCCUUUGCCGAGAGCCGCAUCCGCGCCGAGACGAUUGCGGCCGAGGACGUCCUGCACGACAUGGGCGCCAUCAGCAUGAUGAGCUCCGACUCGCAGGCCAUGGGCCGCUGCGGCGAGGUCGUGCUGCGCACGUGGAACACGGCGCACAAGAACAAGACGCAGAGGGGCGCGCUGCCCGAGGACGACGGCAGCGGCGACGACAACUUUCGCGUCAAGCGCUACGUGAGCAAGUACACCAUCAACCCGGCCCUCGCCCAGGGCUUCAGCCACCUGGUCGGGAGCGUCGAGGUCGGCAAGCUGGCGGAUCUGGUCGUCUGGGACCCGGCGUGGUUUGGCACCAAGCCGUACCAGGUGAUAAAAAGCGGCCUCGUUGCCUGGUCACAAAUGGGCGACCCCAACGCCUCCAUACCCACCGUCCAGCCCAUCAUCGGCCGCCCCAUGUUUGCCUCGUUUGUGCCCUCGACGAGCGUGCUCUUCGUGUCGCAGGAAUCCGUCGCUUCGGGCGCCGUCGCCUCGUACGGCCUGCGCAAGCGCGUCGAACCCGUCCGCGGGUGCCGCUCCGUGCGCAAGACGGACAUGCGCUUCAACGACGCCAUGCCGCAGAUGCGCGUCGACCCCGAGAGCUACCGGGUCGAGGCCGACGGCGUGGCGUGUGAGGCGGAGCCGGCUGAGACGCUACCGCUGACACAGCCGUUUUACGUGUAUUGA
Molecule: messenger RNA, 2586 nt
Organism: Beauveria bassiana ARSEF 2860
Lineage: Eukaryota; Fungi; Ascomycota; Sordariomycetes; Hypocreales; Cordycipitaceae
Product: Urease, alpha subunit
Exons: 5
Coding region: 1-2586 (861 amino acids)
Biological process (GO): urea catabolic process
Cellular component (GO): urease complex
Molecular function (GO): urease activity; nickel cation binding
Source: RefSeq, a predicted model, not a curated record